Molecule: messenger RNA, 3687 nt
Organism: Serinus canaria (Common canary)
Lineage: Eukaryota; Metazoa; Chordata; Aves; Passeriformes; Fringillidae
Product: acyl-CoA (8-3)-desaturase-like
Exons: 12
Coding region: 56-1402 (448 amino acids)
Biological process (GO): lipid metabolic process
Cellular component (GO): membrane
Molecular function (GO): oxidoreductase activity, acting on paired donors, with oxidation of a pair of donors resulting in the reduction of molecular oxygen to two molecules of water
Source: RefSeq, a predicted model, not a curated record
GGAUGGGCCACCCUCAGCCUGGACAGGGAGCUGGCACCGGAGAAUCCCAGCACGGAUGGCUCCACAGACUGGCCCCAGCGAGAAGGGGACGGGACCUGGUCCAGCCUUUCCACAGCUUUUCACCUGGGAAGAGAUCAGGAUCCGCAACGGCCGCGGGCAAGGCCGGGAGCAGUGGCUGGUGGUUGACAGGAAGGUUUAUGAUGUCAGCCAGUUUUCCAAGAGACAUCCCGGGGGCAGCCGGGUUAUCAGCCACUAUGCCGGGCAGGAUGCCACGGAUGCCUUUGUGGCAUUCCACAACGACAAGUCCCUGGUGAAAAAGUACCUGAAAUCUCUGCUGAUUGGGGAGCUGGCACCUGACCAACCCAGCUUUGAGUCUAAUAAAAAGAAAUCCCUCUUGGAGGAUUUUCGUGAGCUGCGCUGCACCAUUGAGAAGAUGGGACUUCUGAGACCCAAUUACUUCUUCUUCUUCCUGAUUUUCCUUCACCUCCUGGUGCUGGAUGCUGCAUCCUGGCUCGUGAUCUGGUACUUUGGCAUAUCCCUGGUGCCUUUCCUGGCUGGCAUGGUGUUCUUCACCACUGCCCAGAUCCAGAUGGGCUGGUUCCAGCACGAUCUGGGGCACUGCUCUGUCUUCAGGAAGCCCAGGUGGAAUCAUCUCCUGCAGAUCGUGGUGAUAAACAUGCUGAAGGGGCUGCCUGCCAGCUGGUGGAACCACCUGCACAACCAGCACCACGCCAAGCCCAACUGCUUCCGCAAGGACCCCGACCUCAACAUGCACCCUCUGCUCUUCAGCCUGGGAAAGCCCCUCUCCAAGGAGCUUGGAAAGCAGAAGAAGAAGUUCAUGCCUUACAAUUACCAGCACAAGUAUUUCAUCUUGCUGGCCCCGCUCGCCCUCAUACCCUUCUUCCAGCUGUCAACAAUCUACUUUGCAAUCAAAAGGAAAAAGUGGUUGGACCUGAUAUUGGUUGUGACUUUCAACAUCCGAGUCUGCCUCAUGUAUGUUCCUUUAAUGGGUUUUAAAACCUUCAUGAUAUACUACUGGCUGUCCAGGUACUUUGAGAGUAGCUGGUUUAUUUGGGUGUCCCAGAUGAACCACAUCCCAAUGGACAUUGAUUAUGACAAGAACGAAGACUGGGUGUCUACUCAGCUCCACGCAACCUGCAACGUGAACCAGUCCGUGUUCAACGACUGGUUCACUGGGCACCUGAACUUCCAAAUCGAGCAUCACCUGUUCCCCACCAUGCCUCGGCACAACUACUGCAAAGUGGCUCCCCUGGUGAAGAGCCUCUGUGACAAGCAUGGCAUUGAGUACAAAAGCAAGACUUUGCUGACAGCCUUUGUAGAUAUUUUGCAUUCCCUGAAGGAUUCUGGGGAGCACUGGCUGGAAGCAUAUCUGCAUGGAUAGAAACUGGCAACUCUCCAAGGGAAUCCCUUCACCACACAACUGCUGCCAAAAGCCAGGACACAUCCCUGUGCAUGUCCUCAGGCAUGGGAACUCAGGAGCUGGGAAAAGUUAAUUUCAGUAAGAAUUAAAUGGGAAAGUGGCUUCAAGAUACAUUUUUGCCUUGUUCCCCACCAUGAAUCUCUGUUUUUUCCUGGUCUCAAUCUCUGAAUUCAGAGAUGGACUUUUAAGCUUGGGGAGAAGUAACUCUUGAAUCAGCUUGACCAGUUUAACUUUAUUGGAAGUGCCAGCUCUUUGCUUAUGGAAGAGGUUUGAAAGGAAAUUCUUCUCCAAGUCAUAAAAUCCUGGAAUGGUUUGGGUUGGAAGGGACCUUAAAGAUCAUCUUGCUCCAUCCCCUGCCAUGGGCAGGGACACCUUCCACCAGACCAGCUUGGUUGCUCCAAGCCCUGUCCCUGGCCUUGAACAGUUCCAGGGAUGGGAUAUCCACAGCUUCCCUGGGAAACUGCUGCAGUGCCUCACAAUAAAGAAUUUUUUUCUAAUAUCCAAUCUACACCCACCCUCUGUCAAUUCAAAACUGUUGUCCUUACAAGUCCUGAUAAAACUCUCCAUCUUUCUCACAAGCCUCUUUCAGUAUUAAGGUCUCCUUUGUGUUCUUGGCUCAGUGGAUCAGUGAAAAAAUGCAGGAAAAAAGCAGAAAGUCAGGAGACAUUUGUCCAGAGGGAUUUUUUUAAUUUUAAUUUUCUUGAACAGAUCAAACAAAUGUACAAAGAACAAAGUAGCCUCUGGGGCACGUCCCCAUCGCUUCUGGUCACCUUGCUGUGACUAUUAAGGGCUGUAACAGGUUCUGUUCCUGGAUUGCAUGGGCAGGCAGGUCAGCUGGAGCCUGCUGACACCUGCAGUAGCAGUGUGAACACAGUUUGUAUGGCAUGUGGUGUCUGUAGGUAUAAAUACAUGUCUGGGUUCUGAGUCCUGACUGUGCUGUCAGAUUGGAUUUCUGGUGCAGACCAGCUGUGAAUCAGGCUGAGAAGACAAAGCACUGAGGAGUAGGUCCAGAUUUCAAGGGUAUUUAGGGUACUCCUGCUUUUAUAUAGAUAUUACAUUUUAUCUAAAAGUAUACCUCUUGGUGGUUUAGUACAAUUAGUUUUACGAGAGAAUUAUGAAUAGAGUUCUUGGUCAUGAAUUUUAGAUUGAAGUCAAAGCCUGUUUUAGAAGGAGCUCUGAUUUAUCUUGCAGAUUUUGAAAAGCAAUUACGAUUCAAUGACAUUUCCUAAUGCCACUUGGAGCAAAUAUAUUCCAUUAUGGGACUGUCAGAACCCAUGUUGUACUGUACCCACCUCAAUGACCCGAAACCAGAAAGGUUUUUGUGGCAAGAACCUGUAGUGGCAAAUAAAGAGAUAAUUUGCCCAUAAAAGCAAAGGCCACGUGGUUCCUCUCCUCUGCCUUCACACCCAGAACUUUCAGUGGAUAAAUCACCCACAGGAGGAAGAUGUGGGAGAUUUAAAGGCAGCUCACUUGUGUUGCAAUUUGCAGACACCAACACCCCUCUUCUGGGUAAUAAGAUCAAGCCAAAAAAACAAUGCAGAAAGAGUUUGGAUGGAGGUUUUUUUGCUUUUGUUUUUUUCCAGAACAUCUCAGUUUCUUCUUUUUAUUUAUAUUUUUGUGUGUGGGUGCAGGUACCAAUAACACUGUUCUGAAUAUAUUGUAAGAAUGGCUGACAGAUGUCUUUGAAAGGGGUUCUGUUUAAAAAAAGUCAUUGUUAAAAAGUGUUUAAAAUGUAGUUUGGAAAUCCCUGCUAACUGGUUCCUACAGCAAUUAAUCCAGGGCUGGUUAUUAUGGUAAUAUCCAUAAUUAUUUGCAAAAGCAGAAACAUUAUAUAAUUAUUUAAGGGAUAAUACUGUCCCUAAGAUGAAUGCAGGGAUUUCAUGGUACUACAUAGAGACAUUUUAAAAUUUCUGUCCUGCUGAAGGUCAUAUAAAUAUUCAGGAUUCCUCCUUUUUUUUUUACCAGUGAGACUUGAAAGCUGUGCUGAUCCUAUGAAAUCUAUACAAAGCUGAAUCAAAACCGUUCUUUGUGGUAUCAGUCUCAUAAAUUAAACUGAUCAUUUGUACUGUUUAGUUAGAAUUCUGCUUAUUUGAAUAAGCAGAAUAAUAAUAAUAAUCAUUAUUAUUGAUUCUUUUUUCAAUCUGGUUUUAAUUAAAACAUUUCUGUCUCUAUUUGUCUCAACAGGCUGCUCUGUGUCAAUAAUAAUUUCAUUAUCUUUUUAAUAAAGGUUAUUUGGAGCUGGUUUA